Molecule: messenger RNA, 2174 nt
Organism: Onthophagus taurus
Lineage: Eukaryota; Metazoa; Arthropoda; Insecta; Coleoptera; Scarabaeidae
Source: RefSeq, a predicted model, not a curated record
AUGAUAUCAUUAGAACAAAACCACGUUGUCAGAAUUAACGAUCAACAAAUCAGUUGGCUCCCACACUCAGUUUCCGGAAUACAAAUAUCCAGACCAAGCAGUCAAUUUACACAAGUAACAUUAAGAAAUCAUGUUGGCAUCUCGUGGAGCGGCUAUGACAGAAUCACCGUUAGCGUUCCAACAACAAUGAGGGGUCAUAUUUAUGGUCUCUUUGGAACAUACAACAAAGAUCAAUCAGACGAUUUUACAUUACCAAAUGGCACAAUCGUCAACGAUGCAAACACAUUCGGGCAUUCUUGGGUUGUCCCGGGAAGUUGUGGUUCUGAAAAUGUAAAUACAGACCCCGUCCCGCAUCCUUGUGAUGUUAACCCUGCCAUGAAACCAAUUUCAGAAAAAAAUUGUGCUGUUUUAAAGAGUCCUUUAUUCGAAGGAUGUUCCGAUGAUGUUGAGUCGUCUUACGAAGAGUGCGUUUUCGAUGGGUGUAUGUGCCCUGAUGAUAGUCCAAGUUGUCUUUGUGAUUUUUAUGCCCAACAAGGUGAGAUGUGCGCCGCUAGAGGAAUUUUGAUUGAUUGGCGUGAAGAAAUCCCUGAAUGCGGCAUUCAAUGUCCUUCGGGACAAAAAUACCAAAUUUGUGGUAAUUCUUGCACGAGGGGUUGCGAUGAUAUUUCAGCUAAUCCAACUUGUACAUCUCGAUGUAUCGACGGGUGUAAUUGCCCACCGGGGCAAACUUUGGAUAAUAAUGAUCAAUGUAUUCAAAUAGCUGAGUGCCCGUGUGUUUUGGAUAAUACGAGAUAUCCGGCUAAUUUUACUUUUAUUGAAACCAACGAUGAUAAAAAUAACAAACAUGUUUGCGAAAAUGCUUUAUGGACGAUUACACCAGCUACUGAUGAAGAUUUAAUCGAUUAUCCAAGUCUUGAGGAUUUUGAAAAUAAGUGUUACCGCGAAGAUUUUCUUGUAUUUUCAGGGUGCAAACGAAUAAAUGAAGUAAAUUGUUGGAAUAUCCAUUUAAAUGAACGCCCUAACUUUGAUGGUUGCCAAUCUGGUUGCGAAUGUAUGCAGGGAUACAUCAUGGACACAGAACUAAAUAAAUGCGUAAAACCAGAAGAUUGCCCAUGUCUCCAUCAAGGUAUUAGCCACCCAGAUGAUGCAAUCAUCAACAACAGAAAUGAAAGAUGCGUUUGUGUUUAUGGCCUUUGGGAAUGUUCCCCACAAUCGGAUCAUUGGGAAAAAUGUAGCGUUUGGGGAAACAUCCACGUUCGAAGUUUCGACGAAACCUUUUACACCUUCACCGGGUUUUGCGAAUACACCAUAUUCGAGCAUAACUUUGAAGAUAGCGGAGUUAUUAGAGUUACCAUUAUGGCCGGUAGUUGCCCAUCUGGUUCUUGCAUCCAACGUUUAUCCAUUUUAUUCAGAUCAAAUUCUGGUCACACAGAGAACGUUUUCUUCACUCAAAACGAUUUCUUUUCAAGCACCAAUUUAACCCAAUUAAACAUAACCGAUAUGGGUCUUUCAACUUUCAUUGAUGUGCUUGAUUUUGAUGUUAGGAUUGUUUGGAAUAGAGAUGGAUGGGUUCAUAUCCACCUUUCUCAAGAGUGGUUAUCAAAGGAGCAUUUUGGUUUAUGUGGAAAAUACGAUAACGAUCCAAGUAAUGAUUUAAAAAUUCUUGGAAUCGAAACUCCCUCUGAGUUUGUUGAUUUUAACACGAAUGAUAGAACUUGCGGAAAAUCAACAGAAUUAACACCUGUUAAUGGAAUGUUUCCAGAGCAUCAAUGCAACAUUCUUUACACCAACAUUUUCAGAGAAUGCAGAUUCUUAAAACCAGUUGAUGAUUACUUUAAUAGAUGCAUAAUCGAUGCUAAAUCACAACUAAGUUUACCUGAAUCGGAAAGAAGUGAUUAUUAUUGCCAAUCUAUCGGUGCUUAUGCCCAAGAAUGCAACGAUGUGGGAGUUGUGGUUAAUUGGAGAAGUGACUCAAUUUGUCCUAAUUCUUGCCCAUUAGAUAAAGAUUAUUAUCCAUGUAAAGUUAUAUGCACUGAACAGAGUUGUGAAGAGAAUGGAAUGUGCUUUGAAGGGUGUGGACCAAUAAAGUGUACCGAUGAUGAUUAAAUAUAAAAUUAAUAAAGUUAAUUUGAUAAUUGUAUUCAAUAUUGAUAAUAAAAACAAAGUUAUAUGAG